AUAAAGGACGAACCUGAAGCCAGUUAAGCACCAGAAGAAAUCGGUGGCUGAAAGCAUGAAGGUUGGAGGCGGAGUGGUGUGCGGUGGUUCACGUGGCGCCGCUCUGCCCACUCUGUUUCUCGGAAAUGGCAGAGCGCGUCUUCGCUGCUGUGCUUCCUCUGCAACUCCCGACCAUAUGACUUUCAUAAAGGAUGUGGCCUCGGCUCAGCCUCCUGAGCAUUUGAGUCAGUUGAUGGGAAUGCUCAAGACUAGAGGUGAAUCCGUUUUGUCUCCUGGAGCCAAGCAGGGUUUAAUCCCGCUUGCCAUUCCACUGACAAAAAAAAGCUCAGGUGCUGUAACUGCAUUGCUGAGAUGGCCUACAGCUCCACCUGGCAUGGAGAUGCCAGUGGUAGAAGUCAGAAAGCAUGGGGUGUGGCUUUUAGCCAAGAAUGUGGACCAAUUUGUUCACAGACUCUUGGUUGAAGAAGAUGCCAACAACUCUCCAGAAAGCAAUGACGAGCUAUUUCAUGCUUCAGCUGAUGCUGGGGAGAAACUUUACAGAAAGGGUGACUAUGCCAAGUCUCAGAUCUCAAACCUAGAUGUCUACCUCUUAAGAAAGGUUGGUUUAUUUCCAGAUGUCUUAGAGCGCAAAGUGAUGCGUCAUUUUGAGGAAGGGGACCAUGUUUCAGCUUUGGUGACUGGAGAGUUUUAUACCAAGAAGGAGCAUUUUCCAGGAUUUGCUCGGCCAUUUGUGUUCAAUGCAGAGGUUUUGCUAAGGGUUGGUCGCAAGCCAGAAGCUAAAGAUGCUGCCCGGGGAGCUUUAAAAUCACCAUGGUGGACUUUGGGCUGUAAAUACCAGGAGGUUGCUGAAAUAGCAGAAUGGGAGGAUGAGCAGAUUGAGUACAUUAAGGAGAAGGUGACAGAAGAGGGAAAGCAAGAAGAUCUUAAGAAGGGAAAGGCACCUGCUCAGGUUGCAUUGGACGAAGCUGCCUUUUUGUUGGAUUUGUCCUCUGUUGAAGGGACUUGGGAUGAGUCUGUUGAGCGGAUUUCUGAAUGUUACAGAGAAGCUGGACUCCCUGAUGUUGCGAGAUUCAUACUAUACAGAGAUUGAGUAUGAACACAGAGGGACUUUGUGUCCAUCUGUUUCUUUUUAUAUCUUUUAAUCCUCUUUCUGUAAGCAAUCUAAUAUAAUAUACCCAUAUUUGGUUAAAAUUUUGGAUGUCAUUUUUGCUUCUAAA
Molecule: messenger RNA, 1217 nt
Organism: Alnus glutinosa
Lineage: Eukaryota; Viridiplantae; Streptophyta; Magnoliopsida; Fagales; Betulaceae
Product: protein IN CHLOROPLAST ATPASE BIOGENESIS, chloroplastic-like
Exons: 11
Coding region: 56-1090 (344 amino acids)
Source: RefSeq, a predicted model, not a curated record